UCCCAUCAAACUGUCUAGAUCAUCUCCAAUCAAGACAACCAUUUAUCCUGAACUUUUGACAGUCUCUGUCACCAACAUGCUCUUGUUCCUCUUCAUGUUUGGUGUGACUCUGGGUGCUGUGUCUCCUUUAGAUGAAGUGAAGCUACAGCGUGGCAGCUGUCCCAUGUUCUGGUUCAGCUUCAGUGGCCGCUGCUACAAGUACAUCUCCACAUGUGUGACCUGGGCUGAUGCAGAGCUUUACUGUGUGUCACAGAAAGCCAACCUGGUGUCCAUCCACACUCUGGAGGAACAUCAUUUUGUUAAGGAAUUGAUCAGGAACUCUGACCACUCUGAGAGACCCACCUGGAUUGGACUCAGUGACAUCCACAAAGAAGGCAAAUGGAUGUGGUCUGAUGGUUCUGCAGUAGACUUUGUAUUUUGGAAUACUAAUGAGCCAAACAACAAUGGAGGACAUGAAAACUGUGUACAGAACAAUUAUGAUACAGCUCAGAAAUGGAAUGAUGCACGAUGUUCUGAUAAUUUACCCUCUGUUUGUGCAUAUCGUAUCACCUGUCCUUAGCAACUGAGAGUUACAUAUGUCUCAUUCUAGCUGGCAUCGUUCACGACAUAGGAGGGCAUGAAACAAAUUGACAUUAUUAAUAUUGAAUGCAUAAAC
Larimichthys crocea (large yellow croaker) is the source of this 655-nucleotide messenger RNA. RefSeq names its product lactose-binding lectin l-2. Bases 77 to 559 code for a protein of 160 amino acids. The record is from RefSeq and is a predicted model, not a curated record. The transcript has a single exon. Lineage: Eukaryota; Metazoa; Chordata; Actinopteri; Sciaenidae.